AUGAAAAUCCGACGUGUUCAGAGAUUACGACGCUCUUCUGUCGAAAGCGAAGACGCCGAUUCGAUGAGCCACGUCGUGAACGGGGCCGAGCUGGGGUGUCUGGAUCCGUUUGUGAAGUUUGAGGAAUUCACCAUCAGAAAACCGGGCGUCAUUUCAGAGCAUCCGCACAGAGGCGUGGAGACGGUGACGUACAUCUGGGAGGGGGCGACUGAGGACGAGGACUGCUUUGGAAACAUAGGACGGUUGGAGCCUGGAGAUGUGCAGUGGGUGACGGCGGGUCGAGGCCUGGUCCACGCCCGGGUGCCCACCUCAGACGAGCCGGUGUGGGGGCUGCAGAUUUGGUUAAACCUCCCCGGGGAAAACAAGAUGGCCGCCCCCGUGUACCAGGAGAUCCGAGCGUCGGAGAUCUCCAGGUUUGAGCGUGACGGAGCGAGCGUAGCGGUCAUUCACGGAGGAGACGCCCUGGGCUACGGAAGUGGACCACAGUCGUUUACAUUUUAUCAGGGACACUUCAAGUUGGUGAGUAAAGCUUUUUUUUGUCCCUUUAGCCACACAUUUACACCACAGACUCAGGUGGCGCCACACACGGCAGUGCUGUUCUGUGAUGGAGACUGUGUAAAAGUACAAAAUCAGGGCGCUGAAGUUUGUCGUUUUGUGCUGGUGGCCUCAGAGCCGACUGGAGAGCCCAUCGUACACAAAGGUCAGUUUGUGAUGACGACAGAAGAGGAGAUCGCUCAGGCCAUUGAGGACUAUGAGAACUGCACCAACGGGUUUGAAAAGGCCUUGAACUGGAAAUCAAAAAUGUGCGAACGUGUCAGAAAAGGAAACACAAAAUACAAUGAUCAAACUACAGAGUCAGAAUCAUAG
Periophthalmus magnuspinnatus is the source of this 867-nucleotide messenger RNA. It is a transcript of the gene pir, whose product is annotated as pirin. The transcript has 8 exons. Gene Ontology annotation, biological process: monocyte differentiation. Gene Ontology annotation, cellular component: nucleus. Gene Ontology annotation, molecular function: quercetin 2,3-dioxygenase activity. The record is from RefSeq and is a predicted model, not a curated record. The coding region runs from base 1 to 867 and encodes 288 amino acids. Lineage: Eukaryota; Metazoa; Chordata; Actinopteri; Gobiiformes; Gobiidae.